Messenger RNA from Orbicella faveolata, 1408 nucleotides. RefSeq names its product cation channel sperm-associated protein 1-like. The record is from RefSeq and is a predicted model, not a curated record. Gene Ontology annotation, cellular component: membrane; CatSper complex. Gene Ontology annotation, biological process: calcium ion transport; spermatogenesis; transmembrane transport. Gene Ontology annotation, molecular function: calcium-activated cation channel activity; voltage-gated calcium channel activity. Lineage: Eukaryota; Metazoa; Cnidaria; Anthozoa; Scleractinia; Merulinidae.
AUGAAAAAAACUCAUCAUCAGCAUAUUCCAAAGACCCUAGAGAACGCUGGCGAGUUUCGAAUGUUCAUCUAUGAGCUGACAGAGUCCAAAAUUUUCAGUGAGGGAAACGGAGAUGGGGCCGGGCCGGGACACUGGGGAGGAAGGCUUGUUCGUUUCGGCAGGUUCGUGAAAAAUCACGUUAGUUUCUGCAUUGCAGGAUGGUACCUAUCAGCUCUUGACAGCGUCUUUCUUGCCAUCUACUUCGUGGAAAUAGUUCUGAAACUUUAUGCUCUUCGCUCGUUCUUCUUCAAGACGGGAUGGAACAUCAUGGACUUGUUCAUCGUUCUUUUCACCAUGGUGGACUUUUUGCUACCGCUGAUCGUGCAGAAUGUUGGCUCCUUUGAUGUGGCUGCCAUCUUCAGGUUACUGCGCAUGUUCAGAGCUAUCAGGGCGCUAAGAGCAUUGCGGGUAUUGAGGACUAUAAGCAAGAGUGCUUUACUGAACCGUUUCGUUUUGCGACAGCAUGCUAAUUCUGUACUACAUUGCAACGAAGUUAGACAUUCCUUAACUGUACGUUCUGCAGAUAUGUUUGCUGUGAUAGGUCGCGGGUUGUUUUAUGAAGUAGCUCCUACCAGGUUUGGUACCUUGGGAAAGGCAUUCUUCACUCUCUUCCAGCUUAUCACAUUGGAUGACUGGUUCUACAUGUACAGUGAUGUUGUGGCUAAAAGUCCAGGCUACAGUUACAUUAUCUUGUAUCUCAUCGUCUAUAUUGUGUUGGAAAACUUUAUCUUCAUGAAGUAAGAAGUUAAAAGAUAUCUUGAUUACUAGAAACUAAUUUUGCCUUGGUUAAGGAAGCCAUCAUGAUAGCCCUAACUUAAACGUGAAAACCAAAUACUGUUACAAAUAAACUCGGAAACUAAUCGAAACGCACGAUCUAAAAUUCUUCCGCAAAGUCCUAUAUGAGGGUCCAACAUAGAUUUGGUGGGAUUCGGGAUGACGAAAUUUUAAAAGAGGGAUGCGUGAUGAAAAUUCUUCCACGGGAGCGGGAUUUGCUCAUUUUGGCGGGUGGGAUGCGGGAUAGUUGGAAAAUUGAUGGCGGCAUCAUUCGUAAUCAUUAUUAACAAGAGAGGAUGAACGGAAGAGUUAAUUAUAUAUUAAUCUCCCAUAGAGCCACUUUGAAAUUAUUUCAAGAUAUUUUAUUCAGUUUCCCGCAGAUAACGUUACUACGCGCAUUGCGAAGAUCGUUUCAUGGAGGGUAAAAAAGCGCUGGUGUCAAGCCGCUUAGAUUGUCCACGUCAUAGGGUUUUACACAUUAUGGACAAAUGUUUCACUCAGUGAUUAUGCUAAAGCUUGAUGCUCAAAAAACCUCACUUAAGGUAUCACUAUUAUGCUCCAUUACGCAUACAUAAAAUACCCAAUGUCAGCCACA